AUGCCCCCGCGCCGACGUCCUCCUCCUGCGGGGGCCCGAACAGACCUUCCUCCGCUAAAGAUCGUGCGAAAGAUUGUCCUGCUUCAGCUUGCCUAUUAUGCCUCUGCGACGAUCUUGAUCCUGUUCACCACUCUGGUCUAUGGCACCGCAUUCUCGUUCGACCUCGUCUUCAGCUGGGAUGCGUUGAGGGGGGAUACAACCAUCGGGUGGGUGCUAGGGUUGGUGUGGAUGUUGAACAGUGUCCUCGGUGUUAUUUUCCUGCUACUAUUUGUAGCGCGCUCCAAGUUGAUCCCCGAUUUUGCACUGACCUUGCACUUCCUGCACCUCGUCGCAACCACUCUAUACACACACUCCCUCCCUACCAACUGGCUUUGGUGGGGUCUCCAGUGCGCCAGCGCUGCUUUGAUGAUCUUCCUUGGUAUGUGGGCUUGUCAGUGGCGGGAGCUCCGACCGAUCAGUUUUGGGGGUAUCGGGGGGAAGAGUAGCGACCGGCAACAACCCAGGGGUUCCUCGGAGACCCAAGCGGGCGAGAAUGGUCAGUUGUCUCGGGGGAGAGACCGCGAGCGCAGCCAGGAUGGCAGUAAUGAGUACGAGAUGGCUGAGAUGAAGGGUACGGGUGAACAAGCCGUAUAA
This is a messenger RNA of Aspergillus tanneri, 633 nucleotides long. RefSeq names its product protein SYS1. The transcript has 2 exons. The record is from RefSeq and is a predicted model, not a curated record. Gene Ontology annotation, cellular component: trans-Golgi network; Golgi membrane. Gene Ontology annotation, biological process: Golgi to endosome transport; protein localization to Golgi apparatus; Golgi to plasma membrane protein transport. Bases 1 to 633 code for a protein of 210 amino acids. Lineage: Eukaryota; Fungi; Ascomycota; Eurotiomycetes; Eurotiales; Aspergillaceae.